Messenger RNA from Pipra filicauda (Wire-tailed manakin), 705 nucleotides. RefSeq names its product ribosomal protein L37a (gene RPL37A). Lineage: Eukaryota; Metazoa; Chordata; Aves; Passeriformes; Pipridae. The transcript has 4 exons. Gene Ontology annotation, cellular component: ribosome. Gene Ontology annotation, biological process: translation. The coding region runs from base 48 to 326 and encodes 92 amino acids. The record is from RefSeq and is a predicted model, not a curated record. Gene Ontology annotation, molecular function: structural constituent of ribosome.
CCCGGACCUGCGCACGGGAUCCUUCUCCCCGUCGGCGCCGGCGCAAGAUGGCCAAGCGCACCAAGAAGGUCGGGAUUGUGGGUAAAUAUGGGACCCGUUAUGGUGCAUCCCUUAGGAAAAUGGUGAAGAAGAUUGAAAUUAGCCAGCAUGCCAAGUAUACCUGCUCCUUCUGUGGCAAGACCAAAAUGAAGAGGAAGGCUGUGGGUAUCUGGCACUGCGGAUCCUGCAUGAAGACAGUUGCUGGUGGUGCCUGGACUUACAAUACCACCUCUGCAGUGACAGUCAAAUCUGCCAUCAGAAGACUGAAAGAAUUGAAAGACCAGUAGAAGCUACUUCCUGUUCUCCAUGUGAAACAUCUUUUUUUCCCAUUGUCAAGAUCUGUCCUUUUACCAAUAAAAAGGUGAUAAUGGAGUACAGUAAUGUUCGUCUUUUCUGCAGGAAGUUCUGUCUUUUGUGUUACAUGUGGAUCCUGGCUGGAUGCCAGGUGCCCACCGAAGCUGCUCCAUCACUUCCCUCCUCAGCUGGACAGGGAAGAGAAAAUACAAGGGAACAGUUUGUGGGUUGAGAUAAGGGCAGGGAGAGAUCUAGUUACCUACUUACCAUUACAGACCUGACUUGGGUAAAUUACUUUAGUUUAUUACCAGUCAUAUCAUAUGAUAAUGAGAAAUAAAAUGAGAAAUAAAACCAAAUGUUGAUUCCACUCAA